CGCUAACAUCCAUGAACAAUUAUCAUAUGAGCUUUCUAGACAACAGUCAUGACCAUACAGGAGCUGGUGGAAGGCAGAAUAGACUUCAAAGGGCAAAAGACUGCGGAUGACAUUGUUCGCGUGGUACUCAUCACUAGCACAUUCCUCUCUUUUGUCAUUGGGUUUGCCUUCAGCUCUCUCAUGAUAACAAUGAGUACGUUCGUGCUCUGUACUGUAGCGCUGUCUCUGGUUGUCCUACCUCCUUGGCCCAUGUUCAAUCGUCAUCCAGUGACAUGGUUAUCCGAAUCUGUACAAGAACAGAGUCAGAAGUAACAUUCCGUGUUUAUUUUGAUAUUCUUACCUCCUGCGGCAGACGCGGGAAGCAGGACUUUUCUUGCUUCUGAUAAUCUAUUAUUGCAAAGAGUGAGUAAAUAUUAUUAAUGUGCUAUUUGUGCGCUUC
Messenger RNA from Suillus fuscotomentosus, 439 nucleotides. Its product is annotated as microsomal signal peptidase 12 kDa subunit. Gene Ontology annotation, cellular component: endoplasmic reticulum membrane; signal peptidase complex. The record is from RefSeq and is a predicted model, not a curated record. The transcript has 4 exons. Lineage: Eukaryota; Fungi; Basidiomycota; Agaricomycetes; Boletales; Suillaceae. Gene Ontology annotation, biological process: protein targeting to ER. Bases 49 to 312 code for a protein of 87 amino acids.